This is a messenger RNA of Drosophila albomicans, 3253 nucleotides long. RefSeq lists its product as uncharacterized. Gene Ontology annotation, molecular function: heme binding; iron ion binding; oxidoreductase activity, acting on paired donors, with incorporation or reduction of molecular oxygen. NCBI's taxonomy places the organism in Eukaryota, Metazoa, Arthropoda, Insecta, Diptera, Drosophilidae. The coding region runs from base 34 to 3159 and encodes 1041 amino acids. The record is from RefSeq and is a predicted model, not a curated record. The transcript is spliced from 9 exons.
GUAAUAACUAGAAAAUCGUUAAGAACAAUUAAAAUGGUAUUACUUACUAUAUUGUCUGUGUUGGGGGUUUUGCUUUUGCUUUACAAAUUGAUAACUGCAAACCAUAAUGUAUUCGAAAAGCGAGGAUUGCCUUAUGAAAAACCCUUGCCAAUUGUGGGUAAUAACCUGGACCUCGUCCUGGAAAGGGGCUCAUUUCAGAAGGUCCUAUCUGAGUUCUAUGCCCGCAAUAGAGAACACAAACUAGCUGGCUUCUUCAGCUUUCUUACACCGAUUAUUAUUUUGAUUGAUCCUGAGGUUAUAAAGAAAGUUACCGUCAAGGACUUUGAUCACUUUCCCAAUCAUCAAACGAUUUUCCCGAAGAAAGAACGCCUGGUGCACGAAAUGAUGAGCUCCUUAACCGAUCAGAAAUGGAAAAAUGUACGGAACACUCUGUCGCCCUCCUUCACCGCAUCCAAGAUGCGCACCAUGUUUCCCCUAAUGAACGAAUGUAUUGCUGAGUGCAUGGAACAUUUGGACAAAAAGGGCAAGUCAACUGGCAAGACUGGCGGAGGCUUCGAAUUGGAGAUGAAGGAAUUGUGCAACCGAAUGUCCAAUGAUAUUAUAGCUUCGACUGCUUUCGGUCUGAAGGUCAACUCCUACAAAUCACCCAAAAAUGAUUUCUAUGAAAUUGGUAAAUCGAUUAUCUUCCUAAGAGGCGUGCCAUUCUACAAAUUCAUGUUGGCGCAGUCAUUGCCCUGGCUAGCUGACUUACUGGGUCUCAAAGUUCUACCCCCGAAGAGCAUUAAUUAUUUUUCCAAACUUGUCAUCGACACAAUGAAAUAUCGCGAGGAAAACAAUAUCGUCAGGCCAGAUAUGAUUCAAAUGCUUAUGGAAACCAAGAAGGAGGUUGGCAAAGAUUUUACUGAGGAUGAGCUUGUGGCUCAGUGCUUCACUUUCUUCUUUGCGGCUUUCGAAAACAAUUCUUUAUCAGUUUGCACAACAGCUUUUGAGUUGCUUCAGAAUCCGGAUGUGCAGCAGAAACUCUACGAGGAGGUGAAAGAAACCCAUGAUGCACUGAAUGGGAAGUCACUUAGCUAUGAAGUGGUCAUGAAGAUGAAAUACAUGGACAUGGUCUUGUCGGAAUCCUUGAGAAAGUGGGCUUUGGCCCCGAUCACGGAUCGUAUUUGCUCAAAGGAUUAUACACUGCGCGAUGACGAUGGUUCCACGGUGUUUCAGUUCAAGAAAGGUGACAGAAUAUUUGUGCCAAUUGCUGGUAUUCAAUUGGAUGAGCAAUACUUCCCCAAUCCUCAUAAAUUCGAUCCCGAACGCUUCAGCGAAGAAAACAAGGAUAAAAUUUUACCUUAUACUUACAUUCCAUUCGGCUCGGGACCACGUCUCUGCAUUGGUAACCGUUACGCUCUGAUGACAGCAAAGUCAAUGCUCUUUAAUUUGGUGCUGAAGUAUAAAAUCGAGCGAUCCCCUAAGACAUCGAAGGAUAUGUUGAGCGAUUCGGUUGGAUUCCAGUUGGGACCCAAGAAUGGUUACUGGGUGCAUCUUUACCUCAAGGGGUUCGAGCACUUGAGUCACGUGGGAAAAGCUAAGGCAUUCUGUUUGGAAUCAGUUAUUAUUGCCGCACUUUUCAAGGUCAUAUUCAAUUUCACGAAUAUGGAUCUGUUUAUUGUUUUACCCAUUGUGGGCCUGCUUUUCUUAUGGGCCUACAAAUGGUUAACAGCUGGCCAUGAUGAAUUUAUUAAGCGUGGAUUGCCAUUCGAGAAACCAUAUCCUCUCGUUGGCAAUAACCUUGAUAUCUUUCUUGCCAGAUGCUCGUUUCAAAAGCUUAUGGCAGAGUUCUAUGCACGCACAAGGCAACACAAACUCGUGGGCCUAUUCAACUUUCGCACUCCGGUUAUUCAAUUGAACGAUCCAGAGAUUAUUAAGAAAAUAACCAUCAAGGAUUUCGAUCACUUUCCGAAUCAUCAAGUCUUCUUCAGCACCAAGGAGCGUCUUGUCAAUGAUAUGUUGAGCAUAAUGAAGGAUCAACGCUGGAAGCACAUGAGAAACACUUUGACUCCAGUAUUUACAGCUGCUAAAAUGCGCACCAUGUUCAGCCUGAUGAACGAGAGUUUUGCCGAGUGUAUGGAUCAUCUGAAGGAAAAGGGAACAGCUGCUAAGUCAGGCGAAGGUUUCGAGGUGGAGAUGAAGGAAGUUUGCAACCGAUUGUCGAAUGAUUUGAUUGCCACAACAGCAUUCGGUUUAAAGGUUAGCUCUUAUAAGGAACCUAACAACGAUUUCUUUAAGAUCGGCCAAUCUAUUGCCUUCUUCCGUGGCAAAGCUAUAUACAAAUUUUUACUGUCAGCCACUUUCCCUCAACUUUUCAAGCUUUUGGGAUUCAGUGUCUUCGAUCAGAAUAAGACCGAUUAUUUCAUACGCCUCGUUGUCGAUACCAUGAAGCAGCGGGAGGAGAACAACAUUGUGAGGCCAGACAUGAUUCAGUUGCUUAUGGAAGCUAAGAAGGAGUCAUCGGAAAAUUGGACUGAUGAUGAGCUGGUUGCUCAAUGCUUCAUCUUCUUCUUUGCUGCAUUCGAGAAUAAUGCCAGCCUCAUUUGCACCACAUCUUACGAGUUGCUACUAAAUCCAGAUGUGCAACAAAAACUCUACGAGGAAAUCAAAGAAGUCCAUGAAUCACUGAAGGGUCAGCCACUUAACUACGAUGCUGUCAUGAAGAUGAAAUACAUGGACAUGGUUGUCUCAGAAUCUUUGAGAAAGUGGUCAUUAGCUGCUGCUACCGAUCGCUUGUGUUCCAAGGAUUACACUCUCAAGGAUGACGAUGGCAACGUCAUCUUUGAGUUUAAGCAAGGCGACCGCAUUAACAUUCCCAUUGGUGGUCUCCACUGGGAUGAUCGUUACUUCCCCAAUCCGGCGAAGUUUGACCCAGAGCGUUUCAGUGAUGAGAACAAAGACAACAUUGUGCCAUAUACGUAUCUACCCUUUGGAGCGGGUCCUCGCAAUUGCAUUGGCAAUCGUUAUGCUCUGAUGCAGGCCAAGGCUAUGAUAUACAAUCUGUUGCUAAAGUACAGGAUCGAACGUUCACCUAAGACUGUCAAGGAUCUGAUGAGCGACUCCCGCGGCUUCCAAUUGACUCCUCAGAGUGGUUACUGGGUGCAUCUGGUGCCCAGAUAAAAGCUUCACUUUCCACACAGAAAAAAUACAAUUUGUUGAAUUUGUUGAUUUUUACGUUAAAAUACACAUAUAUGUAUGUAUAUAUAUAAUUUUA